AUGAACAACGACAACAGAAAAGCCUUAGAAGAAGCUCUCUUCUUCCAAAACCCAGAAACUUUCAAUCUCCUCGCCGAAAGGCCGUCGUUUUACGGCUCUUUCAUGGGCACUCAUUUCGCAAUCUCUUCAAUUUCGCUCCCCAACAACAACCACCACCACCUAAAACUCCUCCAACCGCCGAGUGAUCACGAAAACCAACAACAACCCGGCCAACAAGGCCCUCCUGUUCUCGACGGAAUCGCCGCCGUCGUCGGCGAGCACGUCCUCUUCGGCGGGAAAACUGCCGCGAAAGAAGAAGGGAUGACCGCCACUGCAAAAUGCGCUAGACCGGAAGCUAUAACUGCGGCUGAGAGCAGUGUUCCGGUGCAGCGGAGCUACAGGGGAGUAAGGAAGAGGCCGUGGGGGAGGUGGUCGGCGGAGAUAAGGGACAGGAUAGGGCGGUGCCGCCACUGGCUGGGGACGUUCGACACCGCCGAGGAGGCGGCACGUGCCUACGACGCGGCCGCCAGGCGUCUCAGGGGCUCCAAGGCCCGCACGAAUUUCGAGAUCGCCUCGGUCUUGCCCUUGCUGGUGCCGUCUUCGGUUUCGCCCUCGUCUUCCUCGUCCUCGUCGUCGUCUGGGAAUCUCAAAACGCGAGGAAAGCUGUCGUCGUUGUCAUCUUCUUGUUCGAAGGCGGCGCAACGACGGAAGACUGGCUUCAUGAGGAACAAGUGUUCGGUGGUGACGUCAGCGGCUCAUCUGUUCAGCAGUAGUCCUGUUCCCAAGGAGAUCAACGGGAAAGUGGUACGUCAUGUGGAGCUUGAUCUGAAGCUAGGCGUGGCUUCUGCUGGUGACAACAUUAGAAUUUAG
Molecule: messenger RNA, 849 nt
Organism: Morus notabilis
Lineage: Eukaryota; Viridiplantae; Streptophyta; Magnoliopsida; Rosales; Moraceae
Product: ethylene-responsive transcription factor ERF084
Exons: 1
Coding region: 1-849 (282 amino acids)
Biological process (GO): regulation of DNA-templated transcription
Molecular function (GO): DNA binding; DNA-binding transcription factor activity
Source: RefSeq, a predicted model, not a curated record